GAAGCGGAAUGGGAAGGACGGAUAUCGUCACCGCGGCUUCUGAUUGGUUGGCCGCCUAGCCGGGGCACUUGGGUGUCUUUUUCUCGCGCCACUUUUCAGGCGCUUUGGCGCGAGAGAGCGUGGAGCUGCUAUGGAGGGCAGCGGGGAGAGCGCGCGCAACGGGGCCGGUUGCCAUGGAGAAACAUCUGAUUCUGCAAAUCUUAUAGCUUCACGUUCACGGCGUGAGAAGAAAUGUAAACAAGGGAGACAGGAUGCAUUGGAACGCUUGAAAAAGGCAAAGGCUGGGGAGAAAAUAAAAUAUGAGGUUGAGGAAUUCACAAGUGUUUAUGAUGAAAUUGAUGAAGAACAGUAUUCUAAGAUUGUUCAAGAACGCCAGGAGGAUGACUGGAUUGUGGAUGAUGAUGGUGUUGGUUAUGUUGAAGAUGGCAGGGAGAUUUUUGAUGAAGACUUAGAAGAUGAUGCUCUUGACUCCAACAAGAAAAGAAAAAGAGACACAGCUUCCACAAAUGAAAAGAAAAAUGUGAAGAAAUCUCUAGUAUCAAAACCAAACACCAUUAAAUCUAUGUUUAUGGCCAAUACUGGGAAGAAAAAAACUGAUAAAACGGUUGAUCUGUCUAAGGAUGAUUUGCUAGGAGACAUUCUCCAAGAUCUGAAUGCAGAGUCUCUUCAUAUGGCACCACCACCUGUUCCAGUGCUAAAAAAGAAGAGGCUAUUUGGAACACCAUUAAAUCCUUUCUCUCUGCAGUCUCAAGGUGCAACCUCCAAGAAAAUUUCUUCUGUGGUUCAUCAGACUGUUACUCCUGAGAAGAAAGAAAUUUCUGUGGUGUAUCCAUCUCAUUCUAAGCAUUCAGGUUAUCCAGCCACAUCAGAGGCAAUCAAAGAGGAGAGCACUCCCCCGGAAAAAGAAGUGGAUAAUGGAGGUCUGCUGAAAAUUAAGCAAGAGAAUAUUAUUGAAGAAGAUGAGCAAGCAAUGAUGGAUUUUGAUGAUGGGGAUUUUGAUGAGCCUUUGGAGGAAGUCAGAACUGUGGCAGAAAAAGAGACAUCUGUGAAGGAAGAGUUGAAAUUAGAAAACAAGCAGGUGGAGCAAAAGGACUCUGAGAAAACAGGUUCACAUUUCUUAAACUCCUCCCUCCCUGACAUUUCCUGUUGGGACAGAAUUGAUGAAGAUGAAGAUGGUCUUCUAACCUCAGAAAUUCAAGUAGACUCCAGUCAACUCCCAUUAACAACUGGGGAAGAUGGGCAGCAAGUAUUUAGGUUCUAUUGGCUGGAUGCUUAUGAAGACCAGUAUACCCAACCAGGAGUGGUAUAUCUCUUCGGUAAAGUGUGGAUUGAGUCAGCGAAGUCCUAUGUGAGCUGUUGUGUGACAGUAAAAAAUAUUGAGAGAACUAUUUACUUACUGCCACGUGAGUCGCGAAUUAAUAUGUCUUCUGGCAAAGAGACAAAGGAUACUGUGACUAUGAAGGACGUCUAUGAAGAAUUUAAUGACCACGUUGCAGAAAAAUACAAAAUAAUGAAGUACAAGUCCAAGAAAGUGGAAAAGAAGUAUGCUUUUGAGAUACCAGAUGUUCCUGCAAAUUCUGAUUACUUAGAAGUUAGAUACUUGGCUGAAUUUCCUCGGCUUCCUCAAGACUUGAAAGGAGAGACAUUUUCCCAUGUAUUUGGAACAAACACUUCCAGUCUAGAACUGUUGUUAAUGAACAGGAAGAUGAAAGGGCCAGGCUGGCUGGAAAUAAAAAACCCACAACUCUUGACGCAGCCUGUCAGCUGGUGUAAAGUAGAAUUAAUUGCACUGAAGCCUGAUUUUGUGAAUGUGGUGAAAGAUCCUUCCCUGCCUCCUCUUGUGGUCAUGUCUCUGAGCAUGAAGACAGUCCAGAACACAAAGACCCAUCAGAAUGAGAUAAUGGCGAUUACAGCUUUAGUACAUCACAAAUUUUGUCUCGACAAAGCACCACCUGUGCCUCCCUUUCAGACCCAUUUCUGUGUUAUUUCCAAACCAAAUGAUUGCAUUUUCCCAUAUGACUUCAAGGAAACAGCUAGGCAUAAGAAAGCCAAAAUAGAGAUUGCCACAACAGAAAGGACGCUGCUGGGCUUUUUCUUGGCAAAGAUUCAUAAAAUUGAUCCAGAUGUUAUUGUGGGGCACAAUAUUUAUGGCUUUGAUUUGGAACUACUACUCCAGAGAAUAAACUUUGGCAAAGUCCCACACUGGUCUAAGAUAGGUCGACUGAGGAGAUCAAAUAUGCCAAAACUUGGGGGUCGUAGUGGAUUUGCUGAAAAGAGUGCAACUUGUGGUAGAAUGGUCUGUGAUGUAGAAAUUUCAGCUAAGGAACUGAUUCGUUGUAAAAGUUACCAUUUGACUGACCUUGUCAAUCAGAUUCUGAAAAAGGAAAGAGUGACAAUCCCACCUGAAGAGAUACGAAAUAUGUACAGUGACUCCCAUCAGUUACUUUACAUGGUGGAAAAUACCUGGAUUGACGCCAAUUACAUUUUACAAAUAAUGUGUGAGCUGAAUGUUCUUCCACUAGCACUACAGAUUACAAAUAUUGCUGGCAAUGUUAUGUCAAGGACACUGAUGGGUGGGAGAGCCGAACGUAAUGAGUACUUACUCCUUCAUGCAUUUUAUGACAAGGAGUUUAUUGUGCCUGAUAAACAACUGUUUAAAAAGACUCAGCAGAAACAGCUGGAAGAAGAUGAAGAUUUUGAAGGAGAUCAGAAUAAAUCCAAAAUAGGGCGAAAAAAAGCAGCAUAUUCUGGAGGUUUAGUUUUGGAUCCCAAAGUUGGUUUUUAUGACAAGUUUAUUUUGCUUUUAGACUUCAAUAGCUUGUACCCUUCAAUUAUUCAAGAGUUCAAUAUCUGCUUCACAACGGUUGACCGAGUAUCUCCCAGUCAGCAAAAAAAGACAGAGGAUGGUGGAGGAGAAGAGGAAAUUCCUGAAUUACCAGAUUCAACUCUAGACAUGGGAAUUUUGCCAAAAGAGAUCAGGAAGCUAGUUGAGCGAAGGCGUCAGGUGAAGCAAUUGAUGAAACAACCAGAUUUAAAUUCUGACCUCUACUUACAGUAUGAUAUCAGGCAGAAGGCAUUGAAGCUUACAGCUAAUAGCAUGUAUGGAUGCCUAGGGUUUUCCUAUAGCAGAUUCUACGCAAAGCCCCUUGCUGCUCUGGUGACUUUCAAAGGCAGAGAGAUUUUGAUGCAUACCAAGGAGAUGGUAGAGAAGAUGAAUCUGGAAGUAAUUUAUGGUGAUACAGACUCUAUUAUGAUAAAUACAAACCUUGUUAAUCUGGAAGAAGUGUUUAAACUGGGAAACAAGAUAAAAAGUGAAGUGAACAAGCUGUACAAGUUAUUGGAGAUUGAUAUUGAUGGGAUCUUUAAGUCCCUUUUACUACUAAAAAAGAAAAAAUAUGCUGCUCUGGUUGUGGAACCAACAGGAGAUGGAAAAUACAUUACCAAGCAAGAACUUAAAGGACUGGAUAUAGUCCGAAGAGACUGGUGUGAUCUUGCUAAAGAGACUGGAAAUUAUAUAAUUAGCCAGAUACUUUCCGACCAAUCCCGAGACGUAAUUGUCGAAAAUAUACAGAGGAGGUUAAUUCAGAUUGGAGAAAAUGUAGUAAAUGGAAGCACUCCAAUAAAACAAUUUGAAAUCAACAAGGCAUUGACAAAGGAUCCUCAAGAUUAUCCAGACAAAAAGAGUCUUCCUCAUGUGCAUGUUGCUCUGUGGAUCAAUUCUCAGGAGGGCAGAAAACUGAAAGCUGGAGAUACUGUAUCAUAUGUUAUCUGCCAGGAUGGAUCAAAUCUAAGUGCCAGCCAGAGAGCAUAUGCUCCAGAACAGUUGAAAAAGCAAGAAAAUCUUGCUAUUGAUACUCAGUACUAUCUGUCACAACAGGUUCAUCCAGUAGUGGCUCGUAUUUGUGAACCCAUAGAGGGAGUUGAUUCUGUCCUUAUUGCGACGUGGCUUGGGCUGGAUCCUUCACAGUUCAAAGUCUAUCACCAUUAUCAUAAAGAUGAGGGGAACGAUGAUUUGCUUGGUGGCCCUGUUCAGCUCACUGAUGAAGAGAAAUAUAAAGACUGUGAAAGAUUCAAGAUUGCCUGCCCGAAAUGUGGAACAGAGAACCUUUAUAACAGUGUCUUUAAUGGUUCGGAUCUGAUGAUUGAAGCCAGCUUGCUCCACUGUACCAAAAAAGAAUGCAAUGAAUCACCUUCGAAUUACUUGAUGCAAAUUAACAACAAACUUAUCUUGGAUAUAAGAUGUUAUAUUAAAAAGUACUACACCAGUUGGCUGAGGUGUGAAGAACAGACAUGCCAAUAUCGCACACGUCGGCUCCCCCUACGUUUUUCCCGGAAUGGUCCUUUAUGUCCUGUCUGUAGGAAGGCAGUUGUUAAACGAGAGUAUUCCGACAAGGCCCUAUUUACCCAGCUGUGCUUCUACCGGUACAUUUUUGAUGUGGACUAUGCAAAGCAAAAGCUUACUAAUCAGGAGAAAGAUCGAUUGAAUUGCCAGGGAUUCUUCAGCGAAAAGAACAAGGAAAUGUACAAAAAGUUGAAGAACACUGUAGACCAGUGGUUGACCAUGAGCAGCUAUUCUGAAGUGGACCUCAGCAAACUUUUUCAGACAUUUAAUAUAGCAAAAUCUGUGGGAAAUCCCAGUACAUAACACUGCAUUUAAAGAGAAUAGUACAAGAGGGCUUUUUGAGGACUCUUUUCUAGACAAAAAUCUUCUUUUUUUUCCUUUCUGAUUUUCCAUUUAUACUUGAGCAGAAAUUCUGUUGUCUGUCACUUAAAGAGAUUGAAAUAGAAUCUGACUUUAUUCAGUAGCAAAUAUGAAAAAGAAAAGCCAUCUGAAAGUGAGUAGAUAAUAUACUGGGCACCUGUACCACUUAUGUUUCAAUAAAUAUCUAUUUGUUGUAUAUCUAGCCCUGGAAGGGAAGAAAGGGGUGGGGAAAUGGCUCCUUUAAUUGAAUAAUUCCCAGUGAGAGUUGCUGGAAUGUAAGUGAUCCUAGACUUUGCUCCAGGGUAUUUAGUAGAGGUGCUCUCAGGAAAAGAGGUUAGUGGAGGUCUCAGUAGGAGCACUAAUGUUUUCCCUUUUUACUAUUUAUCUAGUUUGUGAUCAUAUACACAGCCGUUCAAAACAAUGCUAAACCUAAAGGCUUCCUAUUAAUACUUGGUUCUAAUGUGAUCUUUACUUGUGAAACUAUUUUGGGAGAUGAGUUAUUUUGUGUUUGUUUUUGCCAGACAGUGUUUGUUCAAAUAAAAUGCAGAGUAACUGCAUGGGAAUUAAUGUUAAAGCACCAAUUGCCCUCUGAAGAGGGCAGAAAGACAGCAUUGGUUUGUGGCAGAUUCUCCCUGCCACAUACAUGUAUACUUUAGUUCUUUGGCAAGAAAACCUAGUAUCAUGAGACAAGAAGACCCGAGAUGUAAAAAUGGGACAUAUUCCAACCCCAAAAUACUUCCUAGCCUUUGGUACAGAAAUAAAGCCCUGGAAAAGUUUUAGGAGGCUGAUAAAUAUGGUCUAGACUUGGCAUGGGCAAACUUGGGCUCUCCAGGUGUUUUGGACUUCAACUCCCAUAAUUCCUAACAGCCUCGGGCCCCUCACUUUUCCCCCUCAGCCACUUAAGCUGAGGCUGUUAGGAAUUGUGGGAGUUGAAGUCCAGAAUACCUGGAGGAACCAAGUUUGCCCAUGCUUGCUCUAGAGUGUUCACUGCUGGUAAAAUCAUCAACAGAAGUAGUGUCAAACAGUAUUUGGGGAGAGGGGGAGGGGGAAUCUUGACUUUUUUACAGAACUGGUCUAAAAUUUCCUAGAUUUAUACUGUUGUCUGUUCAUAUAUACAUAUAAAGUUAUUUUAAUACAAAUGCAAAGUGCUACACUUCUAAAAGAAAACUAAUUUAAAAAUUAUUAUGUAAAAAAAUUGAAUGAUGAGCAUAUUUUAAACUUAUCAGUGAGAUAACACAGUGAUACUCAUUUAUACCACAAGUUUAGAUCUUUGCAAUUGAGUAAGGAAAAUACCCAGGGUGCUGUUUCCCAUCAAACAGUAACUAGUGAGAGGUCCUUAAAAGAUUUUAUUUCAUAGGAAUUAUCAAUUCAUCUCCUAGUAUACCCCAAAAUGACAAAUAACAUGAAGUUUGAGAAUAUCCCUUUGACCCUGGCCUCGGACUAAUGCGGGAACAAUGGAUGAAGUUAGCACAUCAAUAAAGAAACAUGAGUGGCUACAUCACAUCAUUCAUAAUUGGGAUUUUUAAAAGUCCCACAAUUUCCCAUAUAUUGACCAUUUUCAUGCUAGUUAAUGUGUCUGAUCACAUACAGAAAUUGGGAAUCACACAUGUUUAAAGAUAUUUGUAUCAAUUUAGUAUUCCUUGACUUGCCUACAAAGGUUUCUAUAUGUUCUUAGAUGAAAUGUUGCUCAGUACGCAAGCAAACGUGAAUAUGCUAUUGAAAUAAAUUGAGAAACUCUUAACUUUGUGUCUGCUACAGAGCUCUUGGGUAAAUUAAUGGUGCUUCCAUGUAUCCUCUUUUAUUUCCUCAUCAUGCCAUUUCUGUCUUAUUUGAAGAGAAAUCUCAUAUGGACCACCAUACUUGAUUAAUCACCUCCCAGUGCUAUUAUCCAGACUGUUUUCUUUCCCCUUUUGGUGAGUUGGAAAAAUAUGCAAGUUUUGCUGUCCCCCCACAUUCAGAAGGUGUAAUGUAUUUGCAUAAUAUGAUACAAAGCAGACCUACCUGACAAAUCAAAAUGAAAAAUGGAACAACCUAUGUGUAUGCAUGUGCACCAUCUGUCAUGGAAAACUGGAUAAAGGAGUCAUUUUCAAGUGAGCAUCCAGGUUAAUGUAAUGUCUGGUGUUCAGGAUGGUCAAAUAAAGACUGAACUGCUCUGCCUGA
Anolis carolinensis (green anole) is the source of this 6862-nucleotide messenger RNA. RefSeq names its product DNA polymerase alpha 1, catalytic subunit (gene pola1). Gene Ontology annotation, cellular component: alpha DNA polymerase:primase complex. The transcript has 37 exons. Gene Ontology annotation, molecular function: chromatin binding; DNA-directed DNA polymerase activity; single-stranded DNA binding. Bases 131 to 4645 code for a protein of 1504 amino acids. The record is from RefSeq and is a predicted model, not a curated record. Gene Ontology annotation, biological process: lagging strand elongation; mitotic DNA replication initiation; leading strand elongation. NCBI's taxonomy places the organism in Eukaryota, Metazoa, Chordata, Lepidosauria, Squamata, Anolidae.